CUGACCUUAAAUUUUUGCCAAUGACAGCAUGAGUAGUGCGAGUUUGACAGUUUAAAUAAGAAUAGUUCUUGAAACGAAUGCAAAUUUGUUUCUUUUAAAGUAGAGUCAGUUUAAGUGUGUGAUACGCAAAGUGCGGUCAUCAUGACAUCGGCAUCCGCAGUCCGAAGUGUACUUGUAAACACGUGGAUCGUCUAAAGUAACAAAUAAAAAAAACCGCAAGAUGCAUCUGACCCAGUGUUUGGACGAGGCAAAUAGUCAAUCUUUGCUAUGGAAGCAGAUUCUUUCAGCAGUGUUUUAUGGCGUGGCUUCUUUCAUGAUUACUGUGAUCAACAAAACGGUGCUCACGACUUAUCAGUUUCCGUCGUUUCAAGUACUAGGUCUUGGACAAAUGGUUGCCACAAUUGUUGUGUUGUUUGUGGCUAAAAAGCUAAGGUUUGUGAAUUUUCCAAGUUUCGAAUUGAACACUUUCGGGAAGAUAUUUCCACUACCAUUGAUCUACAUUGGAAAUAUGCUCUUCGGACUUGGAGGGACUAAAGAACUCAGUCUUCCUAUGUUCACGGCGUUAAGAAGAUUUUCAAUUUUGAUGACAAUGAUACUAGAAUUGUAUAUUCUAGGUGUUAAACCAAGUUUUAGUGUACAGUUUAGUGUAUACACUAUGAUAAUAGGCGCCGUUGUUGCCGCCAGUAAUGAUAUAGCCUUUAAUUUACAAGGCUACAUUUUUGUAUUAUUGAAUGAUCUCUUCACUGCCACAAAUGGUGUUUAUAUGAAGAAGAAGUUAGAUUCCAAAGAAUUAGGAAAAUAUGGACUCAUGUUCUACAAUUCACUGUUUAUGAUCGUACCAGCAACUUUCUUCGCUUUCUACACAGGUGACUUAGACAUGGCAUAUAAUUACAAAUAUUGGGAUGACAUGAUCUUCCUUGCUCAGUUCCUUCUAUCGUGUGUUAUGGGAUUUGUGUUAUCAUACAGUGUUGUGUUGUGUACAUUUUACAAUUCAGCAUUGACCACGACCAUCAUAGGGUGUUUGAAAAAUAUUUGUGUUACUUAUUUAGGGAUGGUCAUAGGAGGUGAUUAUAUCUUUUCAUGGGUUAAUUUUAUUGGUAUUAAUAUUAGUGUAAUAGGAAGUUUAAUUUACACUUAUGUUACCUUUAAAAGAAAAGAUUCCACCCCUGCUUAUGUGCCACUUGCCACUGAGAAAUCGUCUAAACUUGAGAAUGUUGUAUAGUACAAGAUUUAUUAGCUAAUGUUAGAAGAAUAUUUUUUCAAUUGCAGGGUUUAUCUGGCUAGGUGGUCAAAGUUCAAAAAUUUAAUCCAUGUAAGCGUUGAAAUCUAUUUUGAUUUUGGCCACUUAUGUAGACAUAAUUUUAGAGGAUUAAGUCAGUGAUUUUGUUUUAUUGCAAAUAUUUAUUUAUUUGAGAUUUCUAAAGAAUUUGAAGACUAGUGCAAUGCAUUUGACUUUGUCAAAUAUUUAUUAUUUUCACGAACUUUUCGAUAAAUACUGUCAGCGCCAUUAGCAAACUAUUGAUAGGAAAAUUAGGAGUUUUUUGAGUGCCUGUCUGCAUAAUUUAAAUAGUGGACAUUAGUUAGUUUAACCGCCAAGAUCUAAAAUCUUCAUAGUUCUAUUUCACUAGUUAAUUUUAUGCAUUAUUUAUUGCAGACUAUACAUGCAUUAACACAGAAACUAGGUAAAUAAAUGAUUAUUAUUUAAUUUAUUAUUAAUUACUUUAUAUAUUUUUUUUUCUGCUCAAUAUACAUGAAAUUAUACUCAUCUGUUUAUAUAGUGCCAUUUACAUUAAGUACUGAUUAGUCAAAAGAACUUAAAUAUUUUCGUUAAUCUAGGCGUCGACUUUAACACGUAUGUGUUACUAUCAAAUUAAUUUGUGCAUUUUUACGUAUAUAUUUUAUUGCUUUCUGUCUCAGAUUCGAGUUUAACAUUCAAAUAGAAUUUUGACAUUUGUUGCAUAAUGUUUGUCAUUUUUUAUGUCAUACAAUGAAGGCUGGCAACUCACAUGUUUUAUUUUGUGCUGUUAUACAAAGUAAAAACGGACUUAAGGAAUAGAUUCGAUAACACUAAAAUUCAACCAAAAUUCAUCAAGAAGAAGGAGUUUACUAAGUUGGACUUGCUGUCACUUUGUUUGUGACACGUGACUAUUGUAAUAUACACUUUUCACAAAUGUGACAACGAAUUACAUGAAAUUUCCGGUUAGCGUAUUAAUGUUUAUGGUUAACUAAUGACUGACUAACUGAAUUUUAUGUCCCUGUGAAGAUAAUAAUCUAUCGUGUGCAAUAAAUGUGGUUUCGUAUGAUUUUCUGAUAAUAAAGAUUAGAAACGUGCAUUUUCACUUCAGAUGAUUACAAAAGUUGCAUUUUGUAGACCAGUGUAAUCGACGAUAUUUUACAAAGAUGUCGGAAUUAUUUCCUAUUUAUUCUUUAAUGGCGGUGCUUGUUUAUAACCUCAAAAAGAACAAAUUGUAAUUAUUUAAUUUAAUUAAUUUAAUAAUCCUUCGGGCAUGUGCAAUUGUAUACAAAUAAUUUCUCAUCAAUUUAGCAUUGUAAACUUAAAAUUACACGAAUUUGCCGCUCAUUCUGACAGUAACAUGUUAUCAUAAACCACCAUAUGUAACGUCAGUUUGACAGUUUCAUUAAAUCCCUGUUUCAAUAAGGCAGCUUUGUAUAUACUGUGUAUUUUUUUAAAUAACUGUCAGAAAAACUUUCAUUGUUUUCCCAGUGGUUCAGUGCACCCUAUAUUUCUAUGAACACAAGGAAUGUUUCCUUCUAAUCUUACAUUUAUGAAUAAAUUCCAGAAACGUUAGGAGCUUGAUUUAAAAAUAACUACUCUUAUUUUCUCGCAGUCUAAAGUAUUUAGUUAGUCUAUGUAAAGAUGUAGAUGUCUGGUUAAAUAUUAUAGAUAAGACAAAAAAGUGUAAUAUAGCAGCUAAAAUCAUUGCAAUCAGCUGUAAUCAAAGAAACAUUCAUUUUGGUUCACUAAAGUAUUAUUUUUUUCACUAGCUAUGUAUCUUUCAAUUAAAGGGUAGAGGAUUUUUCAAAAAAAACCAUCAUUAACUAUUAUAAAUUUUUAUAUAAUAAGAUUCUUAAUGGUCAAAAAAUUAUACUACAUUUUUACAUUUUGAAAGAUACUCCUUUUUUUACCCGUAUACCACAAUAGAUUGCUGAUCUUAGAAAAAGUAGUGAUAGAAAUUAUACGGAAGAGAAUUAUACUGAAAGAGAAACAUAAUAAGUAACCUUUGAUUUAUCUGUUUUUGAAAGUAAUAUUGAAUUUUGUAAGAAACGAAAACUGGGAUGCAGCUGAUUAUUUACGUGCAGAUAUUCUUGAACAUCUGUGACCUCUUUCCCCUUCACGUCAAUGUCGGUGAUUGUUUUGAGAUGCAUACUGUGUGGAUAUUUUUGUUUAUAAUUUUCUUGCCAUGUUCUCUCGGAAUCUGAAAAUGGUCAAAUGACACUCCACUGUUCGAAUGUCAUUUUUCUAAAAAUCAAACCUCGAAUUGUUCUGUUUAAUUUUUUGGUGAAAUUUACAAACUCGCAACUUUUAAUUUAAAUUAAACAAACGACUAAAUCUUGACAAAGGUCAUGCGUUUCGCUAACAAGGUUCGCGUCAUCAAGAUAACUGCGUCGAGAUCAUUUAAUGUUGUGAAUAUGUAAAGGAAUAUUUAAUGAUGUAUCCAUUAGUUUUAAUCUGAGCUAAGUGUGAGUUGCUAGUCUCCAUUCUAGAAGUAAACAUGUUUGUUACACAAGACUUGAUUAUUUUCAUUAUUACUACCAAAGUGUGUGGUCACCGGAAUAAGCUGUACCAAAAUUGUAUAUACCAAAUCAUUAUAAUAAUAAUACUUUAUUCCCAACAGGUAAUAAUACCUGUUGGGAAUAAAUGUCUUUACAAUAUCAAUAAUCCUGUGAUUUUAAUGUUGAUAAUAAAUAGAUAUAAUUUU
Messenger RNA from Zophobas morio, 3941 nucleotides. Its product is annotated as UDP-sugar transporter UST74c. NCBI's taxonomy places the organism in Eukaryota, Metazoa, Arthropoda, Insecta, Coleoptera, Tenebrionidae. Gene Ontology annotation, cellular component: Golgi apparatus. The record is from RefSeq and is a predicted model, not a curated record. The coding region runs from base 221 to 1222 and encodes 333 amino acids. The transcript has a single exon. Gene Ontology annotation, molecular function: antiporter activity; UDP-glucuronate transmembrane transporter activity; UDP-N-acetylgalactosamine transmembrane transporter activity.